This is a messenger RNA of Olea europaea var. sylvestris, 1062 nucleotides long. RefSeq lists its product as uncharacterized. The coding region runs from base 1 to 1062 and encodes 353 amino acids. The transcript has a single exon. NCBI's taxonomy places the organism in Eukaryota, Viridiplantae, Streptophyta, Magnoliopsida, Lamiales, Oleaceae. The record is from RefSeq and is a predicted model, not a curated record.
AUGAUUGGCCAGUUAGUUGAGGAAAACAAAGAGAUAAAAAAUCAUGUGUCCAAACUAACUAAUGCCUUAACUGUAUGGGAACGUGAAAAAUUUUUAGUGCAAGCUCAACCGAACCCUAGGGGGCAACACAUGGCACAAACUUUUGGGGUAGGAGAAAGCAAUCUUAGAGAAGUAAAUGCCAUAACCACUCGAUCUGGUAAGGUUAUUGAACCAACCCCCAAACCUAGGGAAGAUAAAAAGGACCCUAGCAAUUCAGAAGAGAGUACCCCUAGUGAGGAGGUAGUGGAAAAUCCAUCUAGAGUGCCUUUCCCUCAAGCUCUCAAGUCUAUCUCAAAAUCUGUCGGCCAACAUAAUGAAAUUCUAGAACAUCUAAAACAAGUAAAAAUCAAUCUACCUCUCCUACAUGUGAUCUCCCAGGUUCCCACCUAUGUUAAAGUUCUAAAAAAAUGGUGCACUGUGAAGAGGAAACACCAUGUCAAGAAAACUGCUUUCUUAACUGAACAUUUAAGUGUUGUGAUUGAUCAAAAGAUACCACCAAAGUAUAAGGACCCUGGUUGUCCUACUAUCUCUUGCAUCGUCGGGAACCAUGUGAUUUCACAAGCUCUUCUUGAUCUAGGGGAUAGUAUCAACAUCAUGCUGUAUGGUAUUUACUUAUCGUUAGGGCUAGGAGAGAUGAAACCCACAUCAGUAAGUUUACAAUUGGCUGAUCAAUCCAUUAUUAGGCCUAGAAGAGUAGUUAAGGAUGUGUUGGUACAAGUUGACAAAUUUUACUACCCUGUUGAUUUCUUGAUUUUGGACCUAAAAGUUGAUGUAAAUGUUAACUCCAAAAUUCCCAUAAUUCUUGGCAGACCUUUUCUUACCAUAGCUAAUGCUCUUAUCAAUUGCAAAAAUAGUUUAAUGAAACUAUCAUUUGUGAACAUGACCCUGGACGUCAACAUCUUUUACAUCAUAGAGCAACCUGAGGAGGAUGACGAUUGUCAUCAAAUAUUCAUGAUUGAUGCAGUCAUUCAGGAGGAAGCACCCACGAUUAUUGACACCAACCCUUUAAACUCUUCCCUUUAG